Schizosaccharomyces cryophilus OY26 is the source of this 1893-nucleotide messenger RNA. RefSeq lists its product as uncharacterized. The transcript has 2 exons. The coding region runs from base 199 to 1893 and encodes 564 amino acids. NCBI's taxonomy places the organism in Eukaryota, Fungi, Ascomycota, Schizosaccharomycetes, Schizosaccharomycetales, Schizosaccharomycetaceae. The record is from RefSeq and is a predicted model, not a curated record.
UAACUAAAGUAAAAGGAAUAACUAAUCUUUGGCUAGAAUUUUGUAGAACGGUCUUUAUGACUAAACACGAAGCUCAGCGCGCGUGCGCGUCCUUGUAAAUUUUUGGAAUUCAGCAAAAGCGAAAGUCACCUUCUGCCAUCCACUACUACCAUUUUCAGACUUAGUAGAACGCAAGAAGCAAAGACCAUAACAGAUCAAAUGGUAGAAAAAACGCUAGCAAACAAGGAAAACGUUGCUGAAAACGCGUCCACGAGCGCACAGGGCGAUUUGACCUUGAACAGUGAACCUGUUUCCCUUUCUUCAGCACCCUCUUCGAAAGACAAGAAAAAGGCCGUGAAGAGAGCCAAGAAGAAGGCUUCUAAGAAGAAGAAGAGUGCAGCAGCUGCAGCUGCUGGUGACUCUACUUCUGAGCAAAACCCUUCUUCAGCCAUGCGUACAGAGACCAUAACUGAAGCUGAAGAGGAAAAAGAGCACGGAACAGAUGCUGCUGCUAAAGACUUCCCUCACCAAGCUACUAGUGCUAGCCCUGCUGCCGUAGAAAUAAGCAGCAGCGACAAUAGCAGCAUUCACAGCGAAGACCAAAAGUCUGCAUUUACAGAAGCUCCCAGCGCUGCUGAAGAAAUUGAAACUUCCAAGAACAACGCUACCGAAGAAACACAGGGUUCGAACGAAAUGCGAUCCGGUGCUUACAAACCAGAGACUACUACAUUCACUGAAGUUUCAUCUCCACCAACCACUGGUGUUGCAAAGAAUCUUGAAAAUACGACUGAAGACGCACCUGUCGCUGAAAACAAGCCCAUUGAGCCUGAAGCCAAUAUGAUUUCGAAAGAGUACAACCAGAAGCGCGGUGACGAGAACGCUCCUUCCAACGUUAAGCCCGAUGUUGAUGCAAAAGCCUUUGCUAGCAAGGCUACAUCCGCUUCCGAAAAUGCUGAUGCAUCCGCUAGCCCCGUAGGUCCCUUCUCCACGAGUUUGGCCAUGACUGAGCAAAUCGGCACUGACGUACAACAGGAGAUCGCUUUCGAGGAUGCACAAGACUUUUCUUACAAUGACUCAGCCGUCCCUCAUACCACUACUGUCACUACUGAGGGCACUUCUACCGCUCCUUCUACUGCCGCACAAAGUACCACCACCAGCAAACACGCAGAAGACUCUACUGAAGGUAUAACCAUGCCUGGUAGCUUGACAUCUCCCGCUGAUGCUGAACAACCUGCUUCCUCUGGACAAUAUGCUUCCGUCAAGCAGCCUGAAACUUCUUCUAAACCUGCCGACACUGCCGCUGCUGGUGCUGGUACCUCUACCGAAGCUGCCAAGCCUGCCUCCGAUGCUGCUGAUGCUGCCGCUACCAAGAAGGCUACUGAACCUACCGCCGGUGCUGGUGAUACUACCGCUACCAAGGAGGCUGUUGAACCUACUGCCGGUGCUGGUGCUGCCGCCAAGGGUGCUCCAGAAUCUGCUGCUGGUAAAGCUCAAGCCCCGUCAACUGCCGCUGACAAAGCUGAGGCUGAGGCCUCUGAUAAGGCUCCUGUUACUGAGGGUGCUAAAGGUGAUGCUGCUCCAAAAUCACCAGCUAAGGAUGCCCAAAAGUCUCCUUCCAAGGAAGGAGACAAUUCCCUCAGCCCUUCCAAGUCCACAAAAUCUGCCAAGGCUCCCAAGUCAAAGGGCCCUAAGGAAGCUGGUGCUGAUGCUGAUGCUGAUGCUGAUGCUGGUGCUGGUGCUGGUGCUGGUGCCCCCGCUGGAGCCGGGGCAUCCUCUGAAGCCAAGCCCACCACUGGCCAAGCUGGUACUGAGGCUGCUGAUGCUGAGAACAAAACUAAAAAUGCUACGGAAGCUCCUGCUAAGAAGUCUUUGUUUAAGCGUAUCAAGAAGGCUAUUCGUAAUGUAUUCCAUUAA